Messenger RNA from Labrus mixtus (cuckoo wrasse), 2310 nucleotides. Its product is annotated as protease-associated domain-containing protein 1-like. The coding region runs from base 167 to 739 and encodes 190 amino acids. The record is from RefSeq and is a predicted model, not a curated record. Lineage: Eukaryota; Metazoa; Chordata; Actinopteri; Labriformes; Labridae. The transcript has 5 exons.
UGCAAUGUACGCAUGCGCACUCCAGGAAGAGCGGAAGUGGUUGCUAACCUGCUGCUCUGUUGUGGACAAACGAAACAGCAGCUAUUUAUGGACAAAUACCGCUCCUAAUUGAGAGCCACCUGGCGUUUCGUGUAUGUAAUCGAGGAGCUCUACAAAUGUCCUGAGAAUGGCAAAGGUUCUGCCAGCGGCUUUACUGUUCUACCUCUGGAACCUUCUAAUGCGAUUCAGCUGCACGUCAGGUCUUGGGAUCAAUGAAUUGCUUUACUUCCGGGUCAUCAGUCCAGAGGAGAUAGGCUACAUCUUCAGUGCAGCACCUGCUAAAGACUUUGGAGGAGCUUUUGUGUCUUCUUAUGAUGAGAUUUUUCUUGUGCCUGCAGAACCAGCAGACGGCUGCACAGACCUGGAGGACACAGAAAUUAUCCAGGGACAAGUAAUCCUGGUGGAAAGAGGAGGUUGCUCCUUUGUACAAAAGGCGAGAAAUGUGGAGGAAGCAGGAGGCAAAGCUGUUCUCAUUGCUGAUAAUGCAGUGGACAAUGACAGCCAGUACCUUGAUAUGGUCACUGAUGGAAGCACUGCCAAACCAAGCAUACCGGCAUUAUUCCUACUGGGACGUGAUGGGAUGAUGAUCCGACGAACUCUUCAGAGACAAGCACUGCCGUGGGCUGUCAUUUCCAUUCCUGUCAAUGUUUCCUCUUUGGCCUCGUUCCCCCUGAAGCAGCCCCCAUGGACACUGUGGUAGAAAUAACGCACACCCACAACUUGAUCCGCUUCUCUACUCAGUGAACAUUAUGUUAUCUGUGCGUAUCUUGUCAACUUUGAAUAAACUCACAGCCUCCAGGAAAAUUCCUUGAUGGUGGUUGCACUGGUGGUGAACCAAUAACAUUAACUCAUGCACACGUGAUUAAACACACAGCCACAGACAUGUGGAGCAAACCUUCUAAUUGUAUCCAAACAGUCUUGCCAUAGCCAUUUGUCAAAAUAAAGACAGACAAACUCGGCAAGAAACAUGCAUGCUUGUUCUUUUCAAGAAAAAAAUUAUAAUAAUUACAGCUUUGUUGUGCCACUGACCUUGAUAUACGAAUGGUUCGUUGGUCAAACGUUUUCAAAAUGAUGUGGAAAGUCGGAUAAUACCAGAUAUUAAGCCUGGAGUGCACCAUUUUUUCCUAUGGGGAAGUGGUACAUGCCAUUGCGUAGGCCACUAUGGGACUGGAAGGGAAAAAUUGCCUUGAAUCUUACACUUUUUUUUUUUAAUCACCAUUACAUAAUACCAGGAAUGUCAUCUCACUGUAAAACGUAUAAAGAGGAAACGUUCUCAUUUGCAUGAACUUCAAAGUGUUUGAUCACUGACCAAAAAUGAACAGUUUCUAAAUGGUAAAUAAAUAACAAAGAUGUUUUGUGCAAAAUGAAUCUUAAGCCUUUGUUUUAAGUUUUUAAGUUAUAUAAGCUAUACAACUUAUAAGACCAUGCACACAGUAUGUAAUCACAGAGACUAUUGUACGCACAUUAGAGCAAGCUAAUGUCAUCAUCUUUGCAUGUUUAUCCCCUGAUACUUUCAGUCCUUAAUAACUCUAAAAGCUGCUUGACCAAUCAUGAAUUUAUCUUGAACUGGGUGGUAUUUCAACAUUCUGUCUGGUUUAUUUUCAUGAAAAUAUGCUAUUACUAAAAGACUCAUUUAGCACUGUAGUCCUGUGUUCGGUACAUUAAUAGCUAAGUUGAGUCUGGUGGUAAUAACUUUGCUGCAAGAAAAUAUUUCUUCACAAUAUUUCUUUGAAUUUAUGUUUCGAGUUGUUCAUUUCACAUGAAUGUCACUUCCUUGAGUCGUUGAGGGAACGUGACCAUAAAAUCCACAGUUAACUUUUGCCUGAAAGUUGUUUUAAGACUACAUUUUCCAAUGUUGAUGAAGAAGGGUGGGCUAGGAAAUAAAUAAUAACAGUGCCCCCUGGAAUCCUCCACAAAAUAGGUAUGUGUCUGUGUUUCUGGCAAUAUUUGUGGGGAUUUUGAUACAUUAUUUUCUAUUCUUCAGAGAGCUUGUGUUUGGUCAGAAAUCUGUUUAACCCCCGUCGAUUGUUUUCUGUAAGGGGCUACACGCUUUGACCUUAUGAAUGAUCAACCUUUACAUUGGAGUGUAGAGUAUAAAAACUAUUUAAAUGCUACUAACACCAUAGCUCUUGGGUUAGCAUUUAGACCUGCCCUUUUGUUGCUAUGAUACCAGUAAGCCUUCUGGUCUUAAUGUUAAACACAAGUUUAGACUGCAUCUGUAUAUUUGCACUUAAUCAACCUAGCAACUCCUGGAGUCAAACCAGCUCAAGU